CGGCCUCUGCCUCCCGUUGCUACUUUCGAAACCUCGCACACCCUUCGGUUUGUUGUCCGCAGCAGACGCUUCGUAAAGACGCGCGCCAGGCCGCCGCCGUCGCCUCAUCGUUCGCGCUCCCAGCCUCGUUUCUCCGUGUUUAUCGGAGGAGGUCGUCUCUCCGCCGUUACUCGCAACCGCGGUACCGCGCGCUGUGUUGCUCGUCUUUUAAUCCGUGCAAGCUCGCGUCUUCUUUUUUUUACUUCUUGUCAGAGCGCGGGGGGUGAAGCAAAAAAAAAUUAUCUCGUAAAAAAAAACGCGAGCGGUGUCACAAAAAUCGGGCGGGCGCAGGGUUUUGUUUUGGAAGUGCGAGACGCCCUGGGGGCGGAUCGCGCCGCUUUGGCUCGUCCAGGUCGUCCGUGUCUGAGGCGCCCCCGGGGCGACUGCGAGGAACGAAGUCGCGAGUCUCGCCCGCCUUUACCUGAACAUGGAGGACGACAGGGGUCGGGCCGAGGACGCUCCUCUGCCGCCAACAGCACUCGCCAUCAGCGGCAGGGUCAACCAUAGCCUCUCCACUGCUGGAUGAAGGCCCCGUGGACUCUUGUCUGCUGUGACCAAUUUGCCCGCCUAGCCCCUUCACUGGCCCAUGUAUACGUUUACGCCAAACUAUCUUCUCGGUUUUGGCAUGCGUUUCAGAUUUCAUUUUCUCUCUCCAUAUUUUUUUGCCUCACUUUCGCGACAUCUCUUUUUGUUUUAAAAUCCGAAACGGACACAUCUUUUUUCGGGUCAUCAGAAAUGUAAUAUCCGGGCCCGAUUUGACAAUUCGGCACAUUGAUCUGAAAAGUAUCAAAACCACUGCCCCCUGUCUUGUACACCACGAACCUGCCCCAUGUGCCUGACCCUACUUACGAGGCCUAUAUUAUACACCUAAUCCUACUCGCCCAGGAAUACACGUUACCCCCUAUCGUAUGCGCCUUCAACUGUGGAGAGCUGCUUAGCAAGCGCCCCGAGGCCGCACCGCCCUCUCUAAUCAUCGCGACACCCAACGCAGGACCUCGACCCGAAGCGGAGGGAGUGACCAACAGCCGUCACCAUGGACACAGAGGUGGACGGGCUGCUUCCGGAUGAGAUUAUGGAGGUACGACUGGCAGGUGAUGACGAGGAAGACGAGGACGAGCCCAUAGCUGUCCUGCAGCAUGAGGAGAUGAUGCUAUCGAUGGAGCCUCAGGACCACGUGGCCAUCAUCUCAGUGGAACUCGCUGACCCUGCGGAGGAGGCAGCGACGGCUCCGGUGGAGGUGAUGACGCGGCAGAUCGCGGCGCUGUCGGGGAAACCGGCGACUGUCGAGGCUCCCUCUCGAGCCUCACUCGCCACCGUUGUUGCUGCAGCUGCUGAACCUACGCCGACUGUUGCGACGCAGACACUUGGGCAACCGCAUUCCUUGGACACUGCACAAGCGCCCGCAGAAGUGGCGAUCUCUCGCACUGUUGCCACUCUUGUAAGCACGGCCACCACAAGCGCUGCCGUGACCACCAGGCCCGUCUCGACGGUGUCGUUUGCCACGAGGCCCGUAACCAGGACAACAGAACCCGUCAUCACCAUGACGACUCCCAGCGGUCAGCCCAUCACGGCGGUGGCGCUGUCGGCCAAUCACAAGGGUAUGUCAGAAGGAGGCGGUCAGGUGAGUGGGAUGGCUCUGGGUGGAGGGCAGCAGGUGCUGCUGGCGAUGCUGCCUGGCAGCGACCAGCCCAUCCUGCUGACGGUACAGCCACGGUCGGAGGCCGUGCAGCAGAUGUCGGUGCCGCAAGGCGGAGGCACGGCGUCCACCCCAAGCUCAGCCGCCUCCAAGUCAGAGCCAGCGCCCAUGAUGCUGACGCUGCAGCAGGGCCAUGGGCAGACAGUACAGAGCUCGCCGGGGCAGGGGAAGCUGGAGCAGGCGGUGCUGUUCAGCACGCAAGGCGGGCGCACAGUAGCGCAGGUGCAGAGUCGGACACAGGUGCGCGGCUUGACCGCCGGCGGGGGGAAAGGUCCCGAACAGCCCAUCUUCCUCACGGUGCAGGGUACACAGGGCAAGGGCAGCGGCGGGGAAGGUCAGCAGGUGCUGCUGGCCAUGCCCCCCGGCAUGACCCCAGCACAGGGCAAGGCCGGGGAGGGACAGUCGGUGGUGCUGGCGGUGCAUUCUGUGGGCAAGACAGGCACGACGCAGACACCGGCCUCCAGCAGCAGCCUGCCAGGGCAGCUUGGCUCGAUGCAGGUGACCAAGAUGGCUGGGCCGUCUCACUCAGGGGGCAGUGGGCCUAUCAUCACCAAGUUCAUCAUCAAGCCCAUGCCCAGCACUGGCCGGGGGACACUGAUCAGCGGUUCCGGCAGUGCCCCCGGAACGCCCACCAAGACCUUCACCCUGUCCCAUGUGACGACCGAGGGCUCUCCUGGGAGACCUCAGCUUGGAGGCAAGAUCGCCAUCUCCCCACUGAAGUCCCCUUCUAAGAUGACGGUGAUGCCCAUGUCGCCGGCGCCGGUGAACUCGCCCCAGAAACGCGUCGUUACCGCCAUGCCGCUCCCGCUGGCAGUCGCUCAGCAGAUCCUGCAGCAGCAGCAGGCCGGCUCCCCCGGCAAGCUGGUGACCCAGGUGAAGACGAGUGGACAGCAGGGCGGCGUGAAGCCUCUCUCGAUGCCCAUGUCCACCAUGCAGCCCAUAUCGGUGCCAGGCAGCAAGUUCCACUACGUGCGUCUCGUGACGCCAGUCAGCACGCACACCACGCAGGGCCUGCCAGCCAAGCCGGUAAGCAGCACACCUCAGCUGCGGCCUCCCAUUCCCAUUGCUCCGGCUCAGAGACAGGUGGUAGCCAGGCUUGGAGCGCCGAGCCCUCACCUGGUGAGCGGCGGGGGGUCCGUGGUGAGCCCCGUGGUGGGCCCCAUGGUGAACCGUGGACAGACCCCGCACCGACUCAUCAUGCCCGCGUCGUCGCUGCCCCUGCGGCCGAGCCUGCCCGGCCUGCCCCCCGGCACGCUGCUCACGCCCGCCGCUGGCUACACCAUGAUGCCCGCGCAGUACAUCACACAACUGCAGCAGGCACAGCCAUGUGUCUCUGUGAGCAUCAGCAAGUUGGCGCCCCUCGCUGCUGCUGCCUCCGUUCCUUCCACGCAAACCCGAAUCCCCGUCAACGGCAUCACGACGACGGACUCGGCUUCCCGGCCCCGGAAACCAUGCAACUGCACCAAGUCUCAGUGCCUCAAGCUGUACUGCGAGUGCUUUGCCAAUGGCGAAUUCUGCUACAACUGCAACUGUCGCAACUGCUCAAACAACCUGGUGCAUGAGUCGGACAGGCAGCGAGCGAUCAAGUCGUGCUUGGACCGGAAUCCGGAAGCGUUCCGCCCCAAAAUUGGAAAGGGCAAAGAGGGCGAGGCAGAACGGCGGCACAACAAGGGCUGCCACUGCAAGCGCUCGGGCUGCCUCAAGAACUAUUGCGAGUGCUACGAGGCCAAGAUCAUGUGCUCCUCGAUGUGCAAGUGCGUCGGCUGCAAGAACUUUGAGGAAAGCCCAGAGCGCAAGACGCUCAUGCACCUGGCAGACGCGGCCGAGGUUCGCGUGCUGCAGCAGACGGCCGCCAAGACCAAGCUGUCGAGCCAGAUCUCGGACCUGCCCACCCGGCCGCCAGCCAAUGGCACUGGGGAGAGGCUGCCCUUCAACUUCGUGACGCGCGAAGUGGCCGAGGCGACGUGCGACUGCCUCCUGACGGUGGUGGACGAGGUCCUGGGAGCCGGGGAGACGCGCGCCGUAGCCGAGCGCCGCGUUCUGCAGGAGUUUGGCCGUUGCCUCCAGCAGAUCAUCAACUCGGCCGGGAAAGUACGAGGCAACAGAUGAAAUUACUUCGCAAGCCUCCGUAAAGCUUCAGCUGUAUUGUCUCGGAAACCAAUGACUUCCGCCGCAGCGGUAACCAGGGUUACGCCUGAACUGCUGGGUGGAGAGAGAUGCUGGCCUUCGCUACAAGGCUUUUAACAUUUUUACCAAUUGUUUUACGAACUCAAGUGUAGAUUAAACAGAGACUCUAUAUCAUGUAAAUGAUAUAUGGCCGUACUCGUGUAAUGCAUGAACGCUAAUUGUAAAGGCAGGCAAGGCUUUUAAAUCCAGCUACUCGAUUGUCCGUUCUGCGCCAACCACGCUGUACAAUUGCCACGACGUGCUGUGUAAAUGGUGGAUUGUAGGUAUUGUUAUUUUUACCCGUAAUCUUUUCAGGCAACGUGUAAUUAUUUUGAGCGUUUUUUCUGUCAUCUGUACACACUGGGAACUGUGCUGAUAAAUGAAGUCAAAACCACUCCAGGGUUUUGACUUGUUUAAACGCACGCUGCAGAGAGGCGCUGAUCCGGGAGGCCCCCGCAGGUGGAUGGAUCGAAUAUUCUUGUCGGGUUUUGUGCCCGACGUCCCGUUUUUAAACACCAGACGGCACCGUGUAAAGGCGAGCAUGUUUGAGAGAGAGACGAUAUGGUUGUGUAUGUAUGUGUGUAUGCACGUGUAGAUAUAGGGGUGGGAGGAAGAGGGUUCGUUUUGUCUGUACAGGUUACCCGCGUAGACGCCAAUACUAUAUGGCGCUGUAUCUAAUGUACUAUACAUUUUCCGAAAGAUGUACUGCCUGGCACAAGAGAUGGACUGGUGUGGUUCAGGAUGUGGAGAUGAUUGGACUUUCCGAUGACUGGAAUCAGCAGUGUCCAGAUGGGCCUCUGGAGGUUCAUGAAGGACGCUGCUAGGGAGUUUGAGGCAGCCGCCCUCCAGCAAUAACGGAGGGCAGAGGAGUGACGCUCACAAUGAGCAGAGUGCCAGCGGCUAAAAACGCAGAAAGUUCGCACGUUUGGUGCAUCGACCUGUGACCUAUCAACCCAUGGCACCUGGAGCUGUUGCGUGACUUGCCAGCAGGCCUUCAGCACUUCACGUGGCCUCAGUGCACCUAGCAUGGCACGAACGCCGCAGUGAUGUCACCACCACUUAGUGCUAAACAGUGGUUGUUGCUGAUGCGCUCGUCGGCUGGGGGAGUGAAUGAGAGGUGGUGUAUCUUGGCAGCAAACAGCACACUUCUGGUGGAUUCACCGCUGCGUCUUCUCCGGGUCCACUCCCGCUGGACGUCCCCGUGUGAAAGGCUGGAGAGAGCCAUGAGUAGUCAACAUGCGAGUGCCUCUUGUCGUGUCGAUCCGUCGCUCGAUUGAAAGUUCAGUAUUUUGGUAGGAAAAAGCAAGAGGUUUUUAUUUAACUAUUGUAUAAAACCCUCCCCUUCCCCAAUACGUUCCUCUUGGGAGAAAUGUGUUUUUGCAAAUGUUACCUACCCUAGACACCCCACAAAGCCUUUUAUACGAGUCCUGAAUGCACGCGUGUGGGACCGCCAAUAAACAGCACUGCAGGA
This is a messenger RNA of Petromyzon marinus (sea lamprey), 5372 nucleotides long. RefSeq names its product lin-54 DREAM MuvB core complex component (gene LIN54). Gene Ontology annotation, cellular component: nucleus. Lineage: Eukaryota; Metazoa; Chordata; Hyperoartia; Petromyzontiformes; Petromyzontidae. Gene Ontology annotation, biological process: regulation of DNA-templated transcription. The record is from RefSeq and is a predicted model, not a curated record.